GCCUGAGAUAACCUUAUUCAUUUAUUUUGGUAUUAUUAUUUGAUCUCAUUAAGUAAAAACGCUAAAUUAGACAAAUUUUAAUAAUGCGGUUUAAUGAAGUGAUGUUUGCGUAUUCGUUAAAGAAUCCAUUUUUAGGUUAAGAAGUACAUACUUGUUAGGUUUUGUAAAGUUGGUUAAGUAUCACAAUGGUUAAGUUAAAUAGUUGGUAUUUGUAUUUUGUUGCUAUGAUAGUAAACCUAUUGGCAUUCAGCUCAGGCUUGGCAAAAUCCUGGUCAUCCCCAGUGCUACCAAAACUACAAUUAACCGAAAACAACCCCCUGGGCAAAAUAAUCACCACAUCUGAAGCCUCCCUCCUCACUGCAAUCCUGAACAUUGGAAACGCGUUAGGACCUCUGGUAGCAGGAAAACUAUGCGACAAAUACGGAAGAAAGCUCACGAUGGUCAUCAUUGCAAGCCCCAUUGUUUUUGCUUAUGGUUUGUUAGCAUACGCGACUAAUAUUUACGUUUUUUAUGCAGCCAGAGUGGUGAAGGGGUUGGGGGUUGGGAGUUGUUUAGUAGUAUUGCAGUUGUAUUUUAGUGAAGUUAGUGAGAGUACCAAUAGAGGAAGAGUUGGCUGCCUUAUGUCUGUGUUUUAUGCUUUGGGGAUGUUAAGUUCGUAUGUUAUAGGACCUCAUUUUACUAUUAAAGUGUUUAGUUUACUGUGUAUUGUACCGUUGAUGUUGUUUUUCACUAUGUUUAGUUUUAUACCUGAAAGUCCUUUGUAUUUGGUUUUAAGAGGUGAUAGAGCUGGGGCUGAAAAAUCAUUAAUGAGACUUAGAUCACAGAAUGAGUUAGAAGUGGAAAAUGAGUUCAUCGAAAUCAUAAAGUACUGUGAAAAGACUAAACAAGGCAGUGUAAAGGACAUUUUUAGAUCCGCAGGACUAAGAAGAUCCUUUUCUAUAUGUGUAGGAUUAUUCAUGUUCCAACAAUUAACAGGAGUAAGUGUUGUAGUCUCCUACUUACAAUCCAUAUUUGAAGCCGCAGGUGAUACAACUUUAUCCCCUACGGAAUCCCCCAUUGUUAUUGGAGGUACAAAAUUCGUAGUCACCAUAUUUACUUCCCUAGUAGUCGAGAAAUGCGGAAGAAGAUUACUACUAACAUACUCUGAAUUAGGUGCAGGCAUAUCUUUCUUCAUCCUAGCAAUAUACUUCUACCUUCAAGAGCAAGGUUUCGACGUCACCCCAAUAAACUUUCUCCCCCUCACUUGCAUGAUUUCUUAUAUAAUAAGCUGCGGUCUAGGGGUAAUGCCAAUCCCUUGGAUUAUUUUGGGGGAAUUGUUCCCCCCAAACGUAAAAUCCUCAGCCACCAGUAUAGCCUCCUUCAUCAACUUUAUGGCUGCCUUUAUGGUGACCGUAAUUUUCCCCCAUUUGGUGGAUUUAAUUGGUAUGGGGGGUGCGAUUGGGUUUUUUGGUUGCUCGGCCUUUUUGGGGGUGUUUUUCACUUAUUUUACUGUCCCUGAGACCAAGGGUAUGUCCUUGUAUCAGAUACAGGAGAUGCUGGAUGAACGGGAAGAAUUAUUGAGUACUUAAUGUUAGUGAUAGUGUAAAUAUGUAUAGGUUUUUUAUUUAUUAACCCUAGAUAAUAUUAUACUACUUUUUAAAAGUUACAUACCUACUUAAAUAAUUUUAUGUUUUAAGGUUUCUGUUAGUGAUGCAACGAUUAUUGAAAUGCGAUUACGAUAACGGUUACGAUUCUACAACCAAUAAUCGUACAAUUAUUUAUUUUCUUUCCUAAAUAAAUAUUAAUAUUAUACAAUUUAUUAAAUU
Messenger RNA from Brassicogethes aeneus, 1805 nucleotides. The record is from the annotation of a GenBank genome assembly. NCBI's taxonomy places the organism in Eukaryota, Metazoa, Arthropoda, Insecta, Coleoptera, Nitidulidae.